GAGUCCAACGACUGUUGGCGGCGCGCUUGGGUGGCGGGCAGUUGGCGUGAGCUGCACCUUAGCUCGAGUCGGCGCCAUGGUGGAGAAGGAGGAGGCUGGUGGCGGCAUCAGCGAGGAGGAAGCGGCGCAGUAUGACCGGCAGAUCCGUCUGUGGGGAUUGGACGCUCAGAAACGGCUGCGGGCCUCCCGGGUGCUCAUUGUUGGCAUGAAAGGACUGGGGGCUGAAAUUGCCAAGAAUCUCAUCCUGGCUGGAGUGAAAGGACUGACCAUGCUGGACCAUGAACAGGUAUCUCCGGAGGAUCCUGGAGCCCAGUUCCUGAUCCGUACCGGUUCUGUUGGCCGAAAUAGGGCUGAAGUCUCUUUGGAGAGAGCCCAGAAUCUGAACCCCAUGGUGGACGUGAAGGUGGACACCGAGCACAUUGAGAAGAAACCCGAGUCGUUUUUCACCCAGUUUGAUGCGGUGUGCCUGACUUGCUGCUCCAGGGAUGUCAUAGUUAAGGUUGACCAAGUCUGUCACCAAAACAGCAUCAAGUUCUUCACUGGAGAUGUUUUUGGCUACCAUGGAUACACAUUUGCCAAUCUCGGAGAGCAUGAGUUUGUAGUGGAGAAAACCAAAGUGGCCAAAGUUAGCCAAGGAGUAGAAGAUGGACCUGAAUCCAAGAGAGCAAAGCUGGACUCAGCUGAGACCACCAUGGUCAAAAAGAAGGUGGUUUUCUGCCCCCUCAAGGAGGCACUGGACGUGGACUGGAGCGGCGAGAAAGCCAAGGCCACCCUGAAGCGCACCACCUCGGAUUACUUCCUCCUGCAAGUGCUCCUGAAGUUCCGCACAGAUAAAGGAAGAGACCCCAGUUCUGAUACCCACAGGGAGGACUCGGAACUGCUGCUCCAGAUCCGAAAUGAUGUUCUCGAGUCACUGGGCGUCAGUCCCAACCUGCUUCCCGACGACUUUGUCAGGUACUGCUUCUCUGAGAUGGCCCCGGUGUGUGCCGUGGUUGGAGGGAUCUUGGCACAGGAGAUUGUGAAGGCCCUGUCUCAGAGGGACCCUCCUCACAACAACUUCUUCUUUUUUGAUGGCUUGAAGGGGAGUGGAGUCGUGGAGUGCCUGGGCCCCAAGUGAGCCCCAGCAGCCCUGGAGGAGAAGUGACCUUGGCCCACGGCAGGUGUCUUGCUCUUCUCCUCUGAGAGUCCUCACCACUAGCAGCUCUCCUGGCUCAGGAGCCUAGUGCCACCUCCUUGGGCUUACUCUCCACCUGACGUCACACCAGGAGAGCGUGACUGCAGGUGGGGAGUAGGCCCAGCCCUGGUGAGGCUCCCACGGAAUCAGACAGGUGUCCCUCGAGGGACAAAGCAGGUCGGGCAGGCAUCUUUCCUCUCACACCUGGAGACCCCAGCAAGGGCGGGCAGUGUCUGUCAGGCACUUCUGAGUUACAGUUGUAGAUUACUUGGGUUCCGUCCAGGGAUUGUGACACUUGUCAAAACUUUGCACGCUGUACCUGUAACAGCAGAGACCGAAUCACCCAGAGAUGCCCCAGUACCAAGUGUGUGGCCACGGGGUGCCAUGGUCCCCAAGGCCCUGCACUACGCCCAGGGUGGUCCUUCACUCUCCCGGGAGUUGCAGCUGUCUGUGUUGUACGUGUUUUCUACAUUUUCCUUGGUUUUGAUAUGGAAUGAUAAUAAAGUUUUUUG
Molecule: messenger RNA, 1686 nt
Organism: Castor canadensis (American beaver)
Lineage: Eukaryota; Metazoa; Chordata; Mammalia; Rodentia; Castoridae
Gene: Sae1
Product: SUMO1 activating enzyme subunit 1
Biological process (GO): protein sumoylation
Cellular component (GO): cytoplasm; SUMO activating enzyme complex
Molecular function (GO): SUMO activating enzyme activity
Source: RefSeq, a predicted model, not a curated record